Messenger RNA from Camellia sinensis, 1611 nucleotides. RefSeq names its product 26S proteasome regulatory subunit S10B homolog B. NCBI's taxonomy places the organism in Eukaryota, Viridiplantae, Streptophyta, Magnoliopsida, Ericales, Theaceae. The record is from RefSeq and is a predicted model, not a curated record. Gene Ontology annotation, molecular function: ATP binding; ATP hydrolysis activity.
AUUGUGACUUGCUUGAUCGGCAAGUCGAGAGAUCAUUCCUUUCCUUUCCAUCGAAAUCAGUAACUCGUUGUGUUGGCGACUGAGAUACCGAUGUCGAGCGAGGCCGAAGACGCCGUCCUCCGCCGCCGCACCGCAGUGACUGAGUACCGGAAAAAGCUUCUCCAGCACAAGGAGCUCGAAUCCAGAGUCCGUGGAGUAAGAGAAAACUUGCGGGCUACGAAAAAGGAGUAUGCUAAAACCGAAGAUGACUUGAAGUCCCUUCAGAGUGUUGGACAGAUCAUUGGCGAAGUUCUUAGGCCUCUUGACAAUGAACGGCUGAUAGUUAAAGCAAGUAGUGGACCAAGAUAUGUGGUUGGCUGCCGCAGUAAAGUGGACAAGGAAAAAUUAACUUCAGGCACUAGAGUGGUUCUUGAUAUGACUACUCUUACAAUUAUGCGAGCUCUUCCCCGUGAAGUUGAUCCAGUUGUAUACAAUAUGCUUCAUGAAGAUCCUGGAAAUGUUAGCUACUCUGCAGUUGGUGGGCUGUCUGAUCAGAUCCGAGAACUAAGGGAAUCUAUAGAAUUGCCUCUAAUGAAUCCUGAGCUCUUCAUAAGAGUUGGCAUCAAACCUCCCAAGGGUGUUCUUCUCUAUGGACCUCCUGGAACUGGCAAGACGUUAUUAGCUAGAGCAAUUGCCAGCAACAUAGAUGCCAACUUCCUAAAGGUUGUAUCAAGUGCCAUAAUCGAUAAGUACAUAGGAGAGAGUGCAAGAUUGAUCAGGGAAAUGUUUGGUUAUGCUCGUGAUCACCAGCCCUGCAUCAUUUUUAUGGAUGAAAUUGAUGCCAUUGGUGGACGCCGCUUCAGUGAGGGAACAAGUGCUGAUCGAGAAAUUCAAAGAACACUCAUGGAGUUGCUUAACCAGCUGGAUGGAUUUGACCAGCUUGGAAAGGUGAAAAUGAUAAUGGCAACAAACAGGCCUGAUGUUCUGGACCCUGCACUUCUUCGCCCGGGGCGGCUUGAUAGGAAAAUUGAGAUUCCAUUGCCUAAUGAACAGUCAAGAAUGGAAAUCCUCAAAAUCCAUGCUGCUGGAAUUGCCAAGCACGGUGAAAUUGAUUAUGAGGCAGUUGUGAAGCUUGCCGAGGGAUUUAAUGGGGCUGAUCUUCGUAAUGUGUGCACUGAGGCUGGUAUGUCUGCAAUCCGUGCAGAGCGUGAUUAUGUCAUUCAUGAAGAUUUCAUGAAGGCGGUCCGAAAACUGAAUGAAGCAAAGAAACUCGAAUCAAGUGCUCAUUACAAUACUGAUUUUGGCAAGGAUUAAAACCUGAUUGGUUUAAACUAUUAAAUUGUGUGGGGCUUGCAAUGCAAUAUAUACUCUCAAUCAGGAAAUGAGCCAUGCAAUAUAUACUCUCAAUCAGGAAAUGAGCCCCUCCGAGAUAGGGAGGUUGAAGAGUCUCAGAGGAAAAUCAGAUUACUUUUGUGCUUGAGUUUCUGUUCAAUACCCGUAUUUGUUCUUACUGAAUAACCAGUGCCUGUUGGACUUAAUAUCCUCGUCUUUUUUAUUUAUUUAUUUUCGUUUUUAUUAUUUUUUUCUCCCAAUAUGAAAAACUUAAUAUGCUUGUUACUCGUAUUAUGCGUC